Messenger RNA from Symbiodinium necroappetens, 636 nucleotides. The record is from the annotation of a GenBank genome assembly. Lineage: Eukaryota; Dinophyceae; Suessiales; Symbiodiniaceae.
GAGCGAGAAUACAACCAGUACCUGGCAGAGCAGAGGCGUGUGAGACAGGAGAAGUAUGCAGCCGAGAAGGCCGAGAGGCAGAAGGAGUACGACCUGCGCCGGAAGCAGCGCGAGGCGGAGAAGCUCGAUGAUCAGCCAUACGUUGCGGAGAUCACGCUGAUCGAGCAGACCAUGAAGUUCUGCCAGGGCCUGGUGCAAUCCAAGGUUGAGGACAAGUCGGACGAGAAGAAGGAGGUUUCCCACGAGAACGUGGACGGAUGUGAGAUCCUGCUGCGCAAGGAGGACCGCGAAGAGGAGUUUUACUUCGCGCCGCUUAAGGGCAAGAAGGACAAGAACAAGAAGAAAGGAGCCGGUGAGACGAAGGCUGCAAAGAUUACCCACAACGCUGAGACCUUCCGUUUGUUUGACCAACUCAAGCUCGAUGCGCCCCUUUCGACGGACCAGGUGCCGGGUCUUUUGGAGAAGCUAACGGAGCAGUUGGCCGACUACCAGGCGAAGGUCAAGGAGUGGGAAGAAAAGCGGGAGGACAUGAAGAAGGCAAUCCUGGAAGGACUCUCCGAGAUCGAAGAGAAGAAGGCGGUGCGUGACGCCGAGGAGAAUGCAGAGGAGAAGGAGGAGAAGGAGGAGGAGGGGUAG